Micropterus salmoides (largemouth bass) is the source of this 3234-nucleotide messenger RNA. RefSeq names its product leucine-rich repeat-containing protein 3B-like. Gene Ontology annotation, cellular component: plasma membrane. The transcript has 6 exons. Gene Ontology annotation, molecular function: protein binding. The coding region runs from base 581 to 1390 and encodes 269 amino acids. The record is from RefSeq and is a predicted model, not a curated record. Lineage: Eukaryota; Metazoa; Chordata; Actinopteri; Centrarchiformes; Centrarchidae.
UAUCUUUAUUUAAUUAAUUUUUUACAUUUUUGUUUUAUCAUUUUGCCACAUAGGAUUAUAAAAGAUUUAUAUUAUAUAUAUUUAGUCACACCUAUUUUAUUUUGUGUAUUUAUGUUUAUUCCUUAUUUUCCUAUGAAACGUGUUAAUGAUGACGUAAAUAAAGGUGAGCUGCAUGAACACUUUAUGUGACGUCAGUGGUUUGUUUAUUUUCCAUGAUGAAUGUUAUUGUUGCGUCUUCUGUCCAGCAGAGGACGCUGCUGCGUCUCUGUUGCUUUAGGAGUUACUUCACUAACUAAUGAUUUUAGUUUUUAUUCAAACAUUUAACUGUUAAUCGAACAUUUUGUAUCGUUUUAUUAUUUUAUUAUUUAUUAUUUCAUCACUUAAUGUAAAUUCAACAUUUGUAUUAAUCUUUACCUCAUCAGGACUCUCAGUUCCUCCUCUCCAGCCUGACGGGCAGCAGCUUCGUCUUCGUCUCUGUUCAGAGCUUCAGCGCGCUCCUCCUCCUCCAGCGUCUCACUAACUCAUCAGACAGAUUCAAAAUGUGGCGAGCCGCGCUGGAGCGUCUCUGACUCUUCCAUCAAUGUCCCACACUGUGAAUCUACAAAUGCCUUCUUCUUCUUCUUCUGUGGUGGACCCGCCACGCUGGAUGAUCCUCCUCCUUCUUCUUCUGAACCUGGGGAUGGCGACAACGCCGUAUACCACGCCCCUCUGGCCGCGAACCGUCAGAGUCUCCGCCCACGACAUUUGCCAACGUUCGGAGACGCCAGACGGCGGACUGGCGGUGCGCUGCAGUGGACUGAGACUGCCUCAGGUACCCGUCGGCCUCUCUAACCUCACCACUCGUCUGUUUCUGGAUAAGAACCUGCUCGGCUCUCUGCCGGCCGACACGUUCUGCGACCUGCUGCUGCUCCAGGAGCUCGACCUGUCGCACAAUCAGCUCUCCUCGCUGGAGGCCGGUUGUUUCCGUGGUUUGACGUCCUCGCUUCGUUUUCUGGACCUGUCGUCCAAUAAGCUGUCUGCAUUGGACCCGGCGGCGCUCGGUGGGCUGCGAGCUCAUGCCAACCUCACACACAACCCCUGGCACUGUGACUGUAGGAUGCAGCUGUCGAUAUCUCAGCUGGAUCUGGACCCGUCCUCUCUUUCUGGAGUCGUCUGUCAGACAUCGGACCUCCCGACCCUUGGAGCUGCUGGGAGGCCUCUGGUCCUGCUGCUGGAGGACUGGGAUCUGUGUCUGGCUGUGAGGAGAAACACCGAUGUGGCGAUGCUGGUCAUCAUGUUCCUCUGGAUCGCCAUGGUCAUCUCCUUCCUGGCCUACUACAUCAGAAAGAACGAGGAGCACGUCCGUCGACACUUGGCGUACCUCAAGCUCAUGCAGCUCCGUCAGGUGUAGAGGACGGAGUUAAUCCUGGAAGAGCUGUUGUUGGUAACCUGACAACGAGGACGCAUGUCUCCUCAAGGACUUCUAGAAAUUCCCCAAGGAUCAAACAGAUGCUGAAAUAACGACGUCAUGAUGCUGAUUUGUUAUAAAUGUUAUGUCAUGCUUUGUCAGGUCUGUCAGCAAGAUGACAAGCAAACAACUUUUAAAAUGCUUGUUUUCUAAAUGGAGUCUGGAGUCUGGCUGUGCUGUGCUAGGUCACGAGAAGUAAAAAGUGAAUUUAAUAAAAGCAGUUAGCUAGUUAGACGUUAAUCAUCUGCUCCCGUCAGUAAACGGCUCCGUUUUUAGAGCACUGCAGGUGUUUAUUGGUCCAAGGCUCCGGCGCCGCCUCGUCUCUGUCCCUCGUCUCUGCCCGGUGUCCCUCUCCUCUACACGCUGAAGCCGUGACGUGACGUCUGGACUGUCUGAGCGGUUUGGGGUUAGCCAAUCAGAGGCAGAGUAGGAAGCUGCUCUACGUCAAAUGAGAUUAAAAAAUGUGGCAGUAAGAGAAGAUACCGCUGCCCAUAGUGAUCCUUUAAACUUUGUAAAGAAGAACAAAGAUUUAUUUCUGAACACCUGGUCACACUCCAGACCUUCACCUUCGUGCUGGGUCACCGCUGUCGCUCCUCGAGGACCUGGACUCUGGUCCAGAUGUCAGAUCUCACGUCUCGUAUCUGGAAGUUUGGUUCCUUCAUCAGUGUUUCCUCUGAGCUCUUUUUCUAAAGGAGGCUGCUGACGUGACCUGAAGACUUCUCAUCUCCUCGUUCUCACAACACGUCGCUUCAUUUAUUUCUCAGCAUAUAUCUGCCCUUUACUAAUUAUUCAUCUGGUAAUCUGUUCUUUAAGCAUUUACUCUAUUAUUAUUUAUUCAUGUGAUUUGAUUGGUGGGGAACCUCCAAUCAGAGACCGUCGUUCUUUGUAUUUUAAAUAGAUUUCAAGCAGAACAUCCAAACCAUGUGGCGCUCUGCAAACCAGAACAGCCACGUUUCGUUUCCACUGCGAUGUGAUUGUGAAGUGUUGUUUCCUCUGACUCUGUUUGUUGUUGUUCAGUAAAAGAAAGGAAAAGGACGUCUACACAAACAUCAGCCCAGCAGAAACAGACGACACCCUGCUGAGGUCAGAAUGCUAAUGUUAGCUGUACGUCUUUCUGACGGGCUGCAGGUCAAGUUCAGGAACACCUGAGCCUUUCCUGGACGUUUGUUUCACAGCUGAUGAACAGGAAGUGACACGCCUGGGGACUGUACCGGACCCUCCUGCACUGAUGAGACGAGAUGUAAACUCCUCUGCAGCAGGUCGCAUCUUUAUCAUCUUUAUUUUAAUCACUGAAUAUGAGUUUUGGUUAUUUGUCUGCGUCUUGUUUCAGUUUGUUUCAUCUAAAUUAAAUGUAAUUUCUCUGGUUUAUUUCUUUUCUUCGUGAGACUGUAAUCCUUUAAUGUGUUUUCUUGUGCAGUUAGAUAACGCCUGUGAUGAGGUCAGGUGACUUCCUGUGGAGCGUUGGUUGGCGCCCUCCUGUGGUAGUCAUGAUGUAACAGCAGAGUGUGUUUGUGUUUUUCUUUGGAUGAAACAAGAUUUAAUUUGUUUAUUAAUUAUUGAGGAAAUAAGUCACUUUUAUUGUUUCUGCAUCAUCAUGUUCAUCUUUUAUUCAACACCUUCUUUUGUUUACUUUUAUGUUUUGUCUUCACAAGUGAGAAUCUUUGUUAUUAUGGUCAAAUCAAAACAAUAUAUUUAUCUGCGUGUUUGUUUAUGACAUGUUAAUAAAUCAUCUUUUGUAGGUGAACUCAGCUAAAAUGGGCCAAAUAAAGUUGGACUUUAAAAUUUUA